Messenger RNA from Beauveria bassiana ARSEF 2860, 597 nucleotides. Its product is annotated as DUF967 domain-containing protein. Gene Ontology annotation, cellular component: TRC complex. The transcript is spliced from 2 exons. Gene Ontology annotation, biological process: post-translational protein targeting to endoplasmic reticulum membrane. NCBI's taxonomy places the organism in Eukaryota, Fungi, Ascomycota, Sordariomycetes, Hypocreales, Cordycipitaceae. Bases 1 to 597 code for a protein of 198 amino acids. The record is from RefSeq and is a predicted model, not a curated record.
AUGUCGCAAAAAGUCUGGAAGAGAAACUUUGCCGACGGGCACGGCCUCGAAAAGGCCCUCGCCGCGAUCAAGACUCCGGGUCCGGAGGUUCCGAUCCCGCAUCCCCCGGCCACUUUUGACGAGCUCGCCGCCAGCGAUUUCGGCGGCAAGGGCUUCACGCUGUCCUCCUUUACCGCCUCUGACGCCUGCGAGCUCGGCCACCUACUCGACGCGCGGCUGCGGCCCUUUGCGGCGACGCGGCCCGCACUCGUGCACGUGUCGACGGCGUCGGGGACGACGCUGUACCAGGGCGCAACGGGCGCGGGCCUGCUGCCGGACCACGAGUCGUGGGUGCGGCGCAAGCGCGCGACGGUGCUGCGCUGGGGCGUGAGCUCGUACCUGGUCGGGCGCAAGCACGGCGGCGGCGACGAGCGGCUGUUUGCGGCCAAGAACGGGCUCGGCCCGGAGGGGGCCGGCGUGUACGCGAUUCACGGCGGGGGCGUGCCGCUGCGCGUCGAGGGCGUCGAGGGCGUGGUGGCGGUGGUGGUGGUGAGCGGGCUGAAGCAGGAGGAGGAUCAUGGAGUGAUUGCGGAUGUAAUUCGUGCGAAUUGGGUUUGA